GUACAUUAUUUAGUUUAUGGUGACAAAUAGGUGUACAAAAAGCUUUAAAAAUCGAUGUAUUGAAGAUUUGUUAAAAGGCAAAUACUUGAACUACUCCGAGUAUUUCCAUACUGUGAAUUCAACCAGCUGUCAGUUCGUACUGCAGUUGUGACACUUGUGUUUUUAUGUCAGUAUUGAGUUGUUAGGAAGUUUGUAAUAAAGGAGUCGUUUGCCAAAAUGCCAAAAGGAGGUAGGAAAGGUGGCCACAAGGGUCGCGUGCGGACCUACACCAGUCCCGAGGAGAUAGAUGCCCAGAUGAAGGCAGAGAAAGAGAGGAAAAAGCAAGAGCAGGAAGCAGAGGAGGCGGGUGGUGCAGCUCAGAAUGACGCAGCAGAGGAGAAGCUACCUGGAUCAGGAUCAGAAGACAGCGAUGAUGAAAACUCAGAUAGGAGGAGAGCGGGCAUAGAGGGCUUGAUAGAAAUCGACAACCCCAACAGAGUGGCUCAGAAGUCCAAGAAGGUGACGCAGAUCGAGCUGGACGAGCCCAAGCAGUUGUCAAGGAGAGAGAGAGAGGAGAUUGAGAAGCAGAAAGCAAAGGAGCGCUACAUGAAGAUGCACCUGGCAGGGAAGACAGACCAGGCCAAAGCUGACCUCGCUCGCCUCGCCAUCAUUAAGAAACAGAGAGAAGAUGCGGCAAGAAAGAAAGAAGAAGAGAAAAAAGCAAAAGAUGCAGCGGCAGCAGCGGCGAGAGGAAUAAACUCCCUCUCCAUGAAAUGAUGCAGAAUAUUUAUCAGAGGCGUCUUUACAUGUUCAUGGACUGGCGCAAUAUAUAUUUGACUAUUUUUAAAGGAAGAAUGUUGACAUUACUGUAACAUAUGACCAUUUGGAAAAUGGUUGCGGAGACACCAGUGGAGAGGGGUUGUGUAUAUUUUGGGGUGGAAUAAUGGCGUUGAGCCUCGUUGAUCCCUCCAGGAAGUUAAGCUCCCACUGAGAAUACCGCAGUGUUCACAUAGACUUGGAAUGAACCCCUUCUAACCUAUGAUCUUGUACAUGGUAUUAAUAAUGGUAUUGUACAAAUUCUGACACUAUGUUUUUCUGGGGCUCUUACGUUGUAUAUAACUGAUUCACGAAAAUAUUUCAGAUUAAUAUAAUGGAACCAGUAAAAUGUGCACAU
Molecule: messenger RNA, 1153 nt
Organism: Etheostoma spectabile (orangethroat darter)
Lineage: Eukaryota; Metazoa; Chordata; Actinopteri; Perciformes; Percidae
Gene: pdap1b
Product: pdgfa associated protein 1b
Exons: 6
Coding region: 217-756 (179 amino acids)
Source: RefSeq, a predicted model, not a curated record